This is a messenger RNA of Cicer arietinum (chickpea), 2197 nucleotides long. Its product is annotated as protein NTM1-like 9. Gene Ontology annotation, molecular function: DNA binding. The record is from RefSeq and is a predicted model, not a curated record. NCBI's taxonomy places the organism in Eukaryota, Viridiplantae, Streptophyta, Magnoliopsida, Fabales, Fabaceae. Gene Ontology annotation, biological process: regulation of DNA-templated transcription.
CGCGCAAACAUUGCUCAUCAGAUCAGAAAUCACUCUCUCUCUUAUUUUUCAACAUUUUUCACUUUCUCAGCAACUUCUACUCCCUUUUCAAAUCUACACAUACCAAGUUAAAAAAAUAAUCCUAAAAAGCUGAAAUCCCUAAAAUCUUUCUGAAUUCUCAAACUCAUUUUCUCUUUCUUUCACUUCUUACCUACACGCUCCGUUGAAUGGGCGCCGUCGAUUGUUUACCUCCGUCACAUGCGGAGGAGAUGGCUGUGCUUUCUUUAAACAAGCUUCCGUUAGGUUUCCGGUUCCGUCCUACUGAUGAGGAGCUCAUCGAUUUCUAUCUCCGACUUAAAAUCAACGGAAACGGCGAUGAAGUUUGGGUUAUCCGUGAAAUCGACGUGUGUAAAUGGGAGCCUUGGGAUUUACCUGACUUGUCAGUGGUAAGGAACAAGGAUCCAGAGUGGUUUUUCUUCUGCCCGCAAGAUCGUAAGUAUCCAAAUGGAAGCAGGUUGAACCGAGCGACAAAUCAUGGGUAUUGGAAGGCGACGGGUAAAGAUCGAAAGAUUAAGUCUGGCCCUACCUUGAUUGGAAUGAAGAAGACUCUGGUUUUCCAUGCUGGUCGUGCUCCGAAGGGGAAGAGGACUAAUUGGGUUAUGCAUGAGUAUAGGCCUACCUUGAAGGAGCUUGAUGGUACCAACCCUGGACAGAACCCAUAUGUCCUCUGUCGCUUGUUUAAGAAGCAAGAUGAGAGUAUUGAAAGUUCAAACUGUGGUGAAGUGGAGCAGACUGCUUCAACUCCUAUGACUGCCAAUUACUCUCCCGAAGAAAUACAGUCUGAUCCAAAUGUGGUUCCUGGUGCAUCUUCCUCACAGGUCACAGAAGACUAUAAGCACCUUGCAGCUAUCCCUGAGAACUCCGAGGAAGCAAUAUCCAACUUUUUAACCCCAGCUGAUUGCUAUAGGGAUGCAUGCAAUGCUUCUGAUGCACAAAAUCAAAUUGUAACAACAGCUGCAGAGGAGGAUCAGCUGUUUAACUUGGACAUAUUUGAUAGCCCGCAAUUUGAGCAAUUGGAUGAUAAAUUGUUCUCCCCAGUCCACGCACAUUUUCCACAAGAUUUUUUUUAUGAAACCAACAAUGAAGUAGAAUUUCAGUAUGGUACGAACGAAACAGAUGUUUCAGACUUUUUCAACUCGGCUGUUAAUUGGGACGAGGUCUCCCGCGAGGCGUCUAGCAGUCUAGAGCUGAAGUCGGACUUGCUUCAUGUUAAGGACAAUGGGUCGUGCAGUGACUCGGAAGUGGAAAUGGCCAAUAUGAUGCAUCUGCAACCAUUACAUGCUUAUCCUGAGGGGGUGACUCCGACUCCGCAAAAUAGCGAUGCAGGGCUGUUUUAUUCAUCCUUUUUUAGUACUGGCCCGACACCUACUGUAGUCGAUGAAUGUAUGGGCCAAACACCCGCUGUAGUCGAUGAAUCUAUGGGCCAAACACCUGCUGUGGUCGAUGGAUAUGAGCAAAUGAGGAAUUUGGAUACUGUAGUCCAAGGUGACACCGGAAUCAGGAUAAGGACUCGACAAAGACGAAAUGAACAGCCAAUCACGAACCCAGUGAUGCCAGCACAAGGUAGUGCACCGCGGAGAAUACUAUUGGGAGGAUUUGUUACGCAUUCCCUUGUUUCUGAGGAAACGACAAAAGAUAGGAGUUCUGCCCCAGUAAACCAUAACUCGGAAACUAUCAUUUCUAGGGAAAAGCAAACUUCAGAAAAACAUGCUGCUGGGGAGAGUGCCACGGACACCAACAUCAAUGAUGUGGAUGAACUGGAGAAGACGUCUCUCGCAUCAGACGACACAAGAAAGAUCUCUCAGCAACAUGUUACAACUACAGAAUCCAUAUUGGAGUGGAAAGACUCUUUAUUAGGAAGAAGGGUCUGUUACUCGUCAAAGAUUUCGUCGAAUCGUGCCAUGUGGUCUUCGGUUCUUGCAGUUUCUGCCAUUGUACUGGUCUCACUAGUAUUGUUUGUUAAUAUCUGGGGAUAUCUUAGAAUUGAAACUGCUCAUUAGCUGAUAAUUCUUGUGUAGAAUUUGCCUCCAUUGCUUUUUUGGGCCAGUUAAGGAGGGGCGUGUAGGGUUGACUUUCCUAUAUUUGUCGAUAAGAAGAACAGUCAUGUAUUAUUAUAUGUGCAUAUAUAUGCAGAGAAUGGUUACCUAGUUUUCAGUCA